UCAUAUGAUAUACAAAGGAAGCAGCAGUUGCAUCAAAUUCCCCUCUACUUCUCUCUGACAAAUGGAUCCUCACAGCAAUGAAGUAGCCCAUGACUUCCCUCCCUUCUUCCGUGUCUACAAAGAUGGCAGAGUCGACAGGCUCCUCGGCACCGAAACUUUACCGCCCACCACCGAUCCCCUCACCGGCGUCCACUCCAAAGACAUCACAAUCUCCCCCGAAACCGGCUUGUCCGCUCGCCUCUACCUCCCCAACACCACCUCCGCCCGCAAGCUUCCCCUCCUCAUUUACAUCCAUGGCGGCGCCUUUUGCGUCGAAACCCCCUUCUCUCCUCUUUACCACAACUACGUCAGCUCCGUCGCCGCCGAAGCGAACGUCGUGGCCGUGUCCAUCCACUACAGAAGAGCUCCCGAGCACCCUCUUCCCAUUGCGUACGACGACACAUUAACCGCCAUCCAAUGGGCUGCCGCGCACAGCAAGGGCGACGGGCCCGAGGCUUGGCUUAAUAAUCACGCGGAUUUCGAACGAGUCUUCUUGGCUGGAGAUAGCGCCGGAGCCAACAUCGCGCACAGCAUGGCGCGGCGCGCCGGCGUCGACGAGCGGCUGCUGGGGUUCAAGAUCUUAGGGAUGGUGAUCGUCCACCCUUUUUUUGGGAACGGUGAGCCCGGCAAAUUGAUGAAGUAUAUUUACCCGACAAUGAGCGGGCCGGAUGACCCGAGUUUCUACCCGGCGCCAGAUCCGAAAUUGCGGAGCCUGGGGUGCUCCAGGGUGCUGGUUGUGGUCGCUGAGAAAGAUGCGUUGAGGGAUAGGGGAUGGAAUUAUUACGAGUCACUGCGGAAGAGUGGGUGGGGUGGGGUGGUAGACAUAGUGGAGACGAAAGGAGAGGACCAUGUGUUUCAUCUGUUUAACCCAAAGUGUGAGAAGGCUCUGACCCUCUUGAAACAGGUGGCUGCUUUCUUUAAUCAAGAUUAGCCUGAUGAUUAUCACCUGCUGUCUUAUGAGCGUUUUUUUUUUUUUUUUUUUUUUUUAAGCAUGAUUUAAAUAAAUGUUUUGGUGAUGUUAGUGGAUGAUUAUGUUCUUAUAAUCAUCAUAUUUAGUUACUUUUUUGGGCUUUGUAAUACAUCCUA
This is a messenger RNA of Corylus avellana, 1125 nucleotides long. RefSeq names its product putative carboxylesterase 5. Gene Ontology annotation, molecular function: hydrolase activity. Lineage: Eukaryota; Viridiplantae; Streptophyta; Magnoliopsida; Fagales; Betulaceae. The record is from RefSeq and is a predicted model, not a curated record.